Messenger RNA from Sardina pilchardus (European sardine), 1818 nucleotides. RefSeq lists its product as uncharacterized. The coding region runs from base 31 to 1158 and encodes 375 amino acids. NCBI's taxonomy places the organism in Eukaryota, Metazoa, Chordata, Actinopteri, Clupeiformes, Clupeidae. The transcript is spliced from 3 exons. The record is from RefSeq and is a predicted model, not a curated record.
UCUGCUCAUGACACACAGACACACACACACAUGCACACACAUGCAUACAUUUACACACGCUCACACUUCCACGUUUUUUACCUCAAACCGACCAGCCGAGGUCAAAGGCACUGGUCACUUCAGAAUUCAAACUCUUUCUCCUCUUUCUCCCAGAAGGACCCCUACCUGACCGAAGCCAUGUAUAUGAGAUUACUCCUUCUCGCUGUGUCCCUCUUCACAAUUACAGCGUUACCUCUUCAACAGGACCACAGAGAAGCAUCAUGGAGUUUCCUUCCUCAAGACGCCAACCAGGCCAGAGAGAAAACAGAGCUCAAUAAAGACCAGCCUGGGAUGUGGAAGAGUCACGUGGAGAACUCAGACCUGUACUCACGGGACUCGCUGGUGGGCGAGAAGCCGGCACUGAUAUCGGAGCGUCUGCGUGCCCGCCUGCGGCAACAGCUGGCAGAGCUGCGGGCGCGACUCUGGCCCCAGUCCGUCGCCACCCCGGCGGCCGUGGCGCGCAUCCGGGAGCUUCUGGGACCCCUGACCGAGCAGCUGCAGGGGGCACUGAGCGCCAACGUGCACGACCUCUGUGUGGAGCUCAGGCAGCACCUCAAGGAGCUCCAGCCCGCAGUACCGGCCUCCGGUCACCAGGGGGCGCUAGACUACCAGGCCCUGCUGCCCCAGAUCAGCCGCAGCCUGGAGCUCAGCGCGCGCCGGGUCACCUCCAGCGUCCUGCAGUUCCGCGCCCGGAGUACGGUGGCGGCGGACGGAAUGGCGGACGUGGACGAGCGGGAGCUGCUCCUGGAGGUGGCGUCGCGGCUGGCCAACGAAGCGUCCACCCUGGAGACGCAGUUCCGCAGCCGGGUCGGGGCGCUGCAGGCCUCGCUAGGUAGCCUCUCCGCGCCGCCCCAGGCCGCCGCCGCCGCCAGACAUAGGGAGGGGGACGGGGACGGGGACACUGCGUCGUCCAGCACGGCGCUCUUCUGCCAGCACACGCGCUCACUCAUCCAGCAGCUGAGCGGGGACUUGGAGAGCCAGUUCGCCCAGCUGGAGCAGCAGCCUGCUGGGCAGGAGGCGGCGCUGCUCCCCCCGGUCCUCAGGCCGGGGUUCCUGCGCGAGGACUUCACCGCACGCCUGCGCAGCCUACUGCAGGAGAUCAUGCAGACUCUAAACUAAACUCCUCAAGAACUCAACACGUACACAUACACACACACACACACACACAUACACACACACACAGACCAAUGAACUUCGCAUCAAGGCUGCACUCCUGCAGAAGAGCAUGCAGACUGUAAACUAACCUCCCACCCCAGACACCUCAAGAACUCUUUCUCUCUCACAGAAACACACACACACACACACACACACACACACCACUGGACAUUGCUGUAUAUAUAUACUGUAUAUAUUACGGGGGGCAUGGGGAUGUGGGAGAUGGAAAUGCUGUUGGAUGACCUUUUAACUACUCAGGGUGUUUUAUUGUGAUUUAAUGAACGUAGUUUAGUCUUUUUUUGGUAUGUUAUUGGGAUUUUGUUAUUGAGUGUGUGUGUGUGUGUGUGUGUGUGUGUGUGUGUGUGUGUGUGUGUGCGUGUGCGUGUGCGUGUGCGUGUGCGUGUGCGUGUGCGUGUGUGUGUGUGUCUGUGUGUUUGGGAUAUUGGACAGGCAUGAGUGAAUGUGCUAUUUAAUGUUACCAAAAUGUUGAAAUGGGAAAAUACAUAUUACAAUUUAACUUGUGUAAGUUUACUUUUGAGUUGUGCAAGUUUACUUGUGAGUUGUGUAAGUUUACUUAUGAAAAGGGAUGGUUUGUGUCCCCCAUAAAGAUUUCCAAUUUCACAA